CAAAACCAAACCUGCGGUUAAAACUUAAGCCUCUGCAACUAGACAGAGAGAGAGAAAGGAUCCUGUCUUUGUUUGGGUAUAAAAUCCUGACGAUGUUCUUUUGUCUUUGGGAAGCACACGUCAGGCAAAAAGGGUACACUUGAAAUAUUGAGAUAAUCUCUGUGAGAGGAAACAUCAGAGAUGAUAGAAAACGGCGGAGAGAAACGGAUCUCCGUCGAGGAAGAAGGAUGUGGCCGUACGAUUCUUGUCGGCGUGAAGCUCGACGCGCCGAGCAGAGAGUUACUCACUUGGGCUUUGGUUAAAGUCGCUGAGCCUGGUGAUACUGUGAUCGCUCUUCAUAUUCUUGGAAAUGAGAUUGUCGAUCGAGCUGGGAACUCUUCGCUUCUCUCUCUGGUGAAAGCUUUCGACUCUGUUCUUGACGUUUAUGAAGGUUUCUGCAAUCUGAAGCAGGUUGAUCUGAAGCUGAAACUAUGCCGUGGUUCCUCUGCUCGAAAGAUUCUAGUUCGAGAAGCGAAAUCAUUCUGUGCAUCGAAAGUUUUAGUAGGGAUUUCAAAAAGCCACCACACGAUUCGUUCAUCAGCGUCCGUAGCUAAGUACUUAGCGAAGAAACUACCAAAGGAUUGUUGGGUUCUUGCUGUAAACAACGGUAAAAUCAUGUUUCAAAAAGAAGGUUCUCCAUCAUCGAUCACUAAUCACUCUCAAGGAAAGGAAGAUGUUCGGAGGAACACUUUGUUGAAUGUGCUUCAGAGAUCUGUUACACUGAGUAAGACGACUACCAAAGUUGUUAGCCACUCCGAGGAGGUUUCCAAGGAAGAGGAGGAUGAUAAGAACCAAUCAUGUGGCCAGAAUCUGCAGCAGGCCUUAGCAGCUGCUCGUUGGGAGAAUUGCUCGGUUUGUGGUUCGGAUUCUCUGUCUCCAAAUGAUACAACUACUCCUGGAAAGUUAUUUGGAGCUUCAAAUUUCGAUAGGUGUGAAGAUGAUGAGUGCCACAAAGAGAUGGAGAUUGUGCCUGUGAAAGGUCUAGAGGAAUCAGGCGGUUCUAUAACUAUGCUGGUUAGGAAAUUGCCUGAGUCUAGACCAGGCUGGCCGUUGCUUCGUCGUGCUGUUACUUCGUUAGGACCAUCCGUUACUACUCAUAGGCCUUCUUCGAAGCAGAUACCGGUAGCUCAAUGGGCUUUGAAGCUUCCCUCGAGGAGCAGUAAGCAAAUUGGUUUUGAAUCAUCUGACGAUAGAUUGUCAAGAUUAAACGCAGUUGGUAGUAACUCUAUCACCAAGAUGUCUUCUCCUGACAAUAGUCCAAGAAAACUCCCGGAGGAAUUAGAGGGACUCUAUGAGAGAUUCUCUUCAACUUGCCGGUUUUUCAAGUACAAGGAACUUGUUUCAGUGACAUCAGAUUUCUCCGCUGAUAAUUUCAUCGGGAAAGGAGGCAGCAGCCGGGUUUUUAGAGGUUGUUUGUCCAAUGGGAGAGAGGUUGCUGUGAAAAUCCUCAAGCAAACCGAAGAUGUCUUGAAUGAUUUUGUGGCUGAGAUCGAGAUUAUCACAACACUACACCAUAAGAACAUCAUAUCCCUCUUAGGCUUUUGCUUUGAAGACAAUAACCUACUACUUGUAUACAAUUAUCUCUCGAGAGGAAGCCUUGAAGAGAACCUUCACGGAAACAGGAAAGAUCUGCUUGCAUUUCGUUGGAGCGAGAGAUAUAAAGUAGCUGUGGGAGUAGCCGAGGCCUUAGACUAUCUGCAUAACAGUGCUUCGCAACCCGUCAUCCACAGAGAUGUUAAGUCAUCAAACAUACUAUUAUCAGAUGAUUUUGAGCCACAGCUUUCUGAUUUUGGGCUUGCGAGGUGGGCGUCUAUAUCUCACAUAAUCUGCUCGGAUGUCGCGGGAACCUUUGGCUACUUGGCUCCAGAGUACUUCAUGUAUGGUAAAGUUAAUGAUAAGGUAGAUGUGUAUGCAUUCGGUGUAGUUUUACUCGAGCUUCUCUCUGGAAGAAAACCGAUUAGCAGUGGAUGUCCAAAGGGACAAGAGAGUCUUGUCAUGUGGGCCAAGCCAAUUCUAGAUGAUGGAAAGUAUUCUGAGUUAUUAGACCCGAGUCUGCGGGAUAACAAUGGUGACCAAAUGCAGAGGAUGGCGUUAGCUGCUACUCUUUGUAUUCGACGUAGCCCUCAAGCUAGACCAAAAAUGAGCAUUGUCUUAAAGCUACUCAAAGGCGAUGAAGACACGGUCAAGUGGGCAAUGCAGCAAGUGAGUAGUUCAUCAGAAGAAUCAGAGGUGCUUAAGGAUGAGGAAUGUCAAAGAUCUAACUUGCAGUCACACCUUAACGUAGCGCUUCUUGAUGUUGAAGAUGACUCUAUCUCAAUGGGAAGCAUCGAGCAAGGCGUCUCUGUUGAAGAUUAUCUAAAAGGCAGGACAAGCCGUUCUUCGAGCUUCGACUAAAUGCCCUUUUUUAACUGAAACCAUUCUUGUGUAUAUAUAUGUAUGGACGGGUGGUGGAUUUGUGGGGUUCUUUUUAGCCCUUGUUCCUCCCCGCUUUAGGGUUGUAAUUGUAGAUUUCAAUUGUUGGGGGGUUUGUUUCGCUAUUUUCAUCUUCUUUCUUUUUUGGGGAAACAUUAUAGUUGUGGUUGUGAA
Eutrema salsugineum is the source of this 2625-nucleotide messenger RNA. Its product is annotated as probable receptor-like serine/threonine-protein kinase At5g57670. The record is from RefSeq and is a predicted model, not a curated record. Bases 181 to 2433 code for a protein of 750 amino acids. The transcript has 10 exons. Gene Ontology annotation, molecular function: ATP binding; protein kinase activity. Gene Ontology annotation, biological process: protein phosphorylation. Lineage: Eukaryota; Viridiplantae; Streptophyta; Magnoliopsida; Brassicales; Brassicaceae.